This is a messenger RNA of Chrysoperla carnea, 596 nucleotides long. RefSeq names its product larval cuticle protein A2B-like. NCBI's taxonomy places the organism in Eukaryota, Metazoa, Arthropoda, Insecta, Neuroptera, Chrysopidae. The record is from RefSeq and is a predicted model, not a curated record. The transcript is spliced from 2 exons. Gene Ontology annotation, cellular component: extracellular matrix. Bases 58 to 552 code for a protein of 164 amino acids.
UUUGGGUAUCAGUUGAAUUACUUCGGAGUAAUAAAUCACUCAUUAAACCUAAAAAAAAUGGCAUUCAAGUUCGUAGUUCUCGCUGCCUUCGUGGCUGUUGCCCACGCUGGACUUAUUCCACAAGCUCCUUUGGCUUAUGCUGCUCAACCAGCUUAUGCUGUUCAACCAGCUUAUGCUAAAGUAGCUGCAGCACCAGUUUUAGCCAAAACUGUAGUCGCUGAAGAAUAUGAUCCACAUCCACAAUACAACUUCGCAUACUCAAUCCAAGAUGGUUUAACUGGUGACAGCAAAAGCCAACAUGAAGUACGUGAUGGUGAUGUAGUACAAGGUAGCUACUCCCUUGUUGAUCCAGAUGGUGUCAAACGUACUGUUGAAUAUACCGCUGAUCCACACAAUGGUUUCAAUGCUGUUGUACACCGUGAACCACUUGCCAAAGUAGCCGCUGUUGCUAAAGUAGCUGCUCCAUUAGCAUACGCUCAACCAGCUUAUGCUAAAGUUGCUGCUGCCCCAUUAGCUUACGCUCAACCAGCUUAUGCUCAAUACCACCAUUAAGUUUAGUUAAUUUAUUUUAGUUGUAUUUAUUUAUUUGCAAUAAA